AUGACUACUGUUGAUUCAAUUACUUCUAGCUUAACUUCAUUAGGAUUAGAAAAGCCUGAACUUGAAAUCCCAGGCUCAAACCCUGAAAAUAACGUGGUUGAUAUCUUUAGAAACUAUAUUGUUCAAGAAUUACAUAAAUUAACUUCAAUUGAUGUUCAAGUUAUUUAUAAUGCUUUAAAUACUCCAGCUACUUUAGAUAAAGGGGAUUUAAUCUUACCAUUACCUCAAUUGAAAUUAAAGGGUAAUCCAAAGGAAAAGGCUGAAGAAAUUUCCCAACAAUUCAUUAAAGGGAAAUAUAUUGAAGAAAUUAAACCUCAAGGUGUAUUUUUACAAUUUUAUUUUAAUCAAUCAACUUUAUUAAGUUUAACUAUUAAUGAUACUUUAGCUAAUAAAACUAAUUUUGGUAGUUUACCCGGUAUUGGACAAAAUAAAUCGAUUAUUGUUGAAUUUUCAUCCCCAAAUAUUGCUAAACCUUUCCAUGCUGGACAUUUAAGAUCAACUAUUAUUGGAGGGUUUUUAAGUAAUCUUUAUGAAAAAGCCGGUUAUAAAGUUACUAGAAUUAAUUAUCUUGGUGAUUGGGGUAAACAAUUUGGUAUUUUAGCCGUUGGAUUCGAUAGAUAUGGUAGUGAAGAACAAUUAACCAAUGAUCCAAUUAAUCAUUUAUUUGAAGUUUAUGUUAAGAUCAAUAAGGAUAUUACUGAAGAAGGAGAUGAAUCUCCAACUAAUGAAGCUGCUAAAGCUUAUUUCAGAAGAAUGGAAGAUGGUGAUGAAGAAGCUUUAAAGAUUUGGGCCAGAUUUAGAAAAUUAUCCAUUGAUAAAUAUAUUGAUACUUAUAAACGUCUUAAUAUUAUUUAUGAUAUUUAUAGUGGAGAAUCACAAGUUUCUCAAGAAUCAAUGAAAGAUGCUGUUAAAUUAUUUGAAGAAAAGGGUUUAGUUCAUGUUGAUAGAGGUGCUAAAUUAAUUGAUUUAACUAAAUUUAAUAAAAAAUUAGGUAAAUGUCUUAUUGAAAAAUCUGAUGGUACUUCACUUUAUUUAACUAGAGAUGUGGGUGAAGCUAUUAAAAGAUAUAAUAAUUUUAAAUUUGAUAAAAUGAUUUAUGUGGUUGCAUCUCAACAAGAUUUACAUUGUCAACAAUUUUUUGAAAUUUUAAAACAAAUGGGUUUCGAUUGGGCUAAUAAAUUAGAACAUGUUAAUUUCGGUAUGGUCUUAGGUAUGUCAACUAGAAAAGGUACUGUUGUUUUCUUAGAUAAUAUUUUACAAGAAACUAAAGAAAAAAUGCAUGAAGUUAUGAAAAAGAAUGAAGCUAAAUAUGCUCAAAUUGAAGAUCCUGAUAAGAUUGCUGAUUUAGUUGGUAUUAGUGCUGUUAUGAUUCAAGAUAUGCAAUCGAAACGUAUUAAUAAUUAUGAAUUUAAAUGGGAUAGAAUGACAUCAUUUGAAGGUGAUACUGGACCAUAUUUACAAUAUGCCCAUUCAAGAUUAAGUUCAGUCCAAAGAAAAUCAGGUAUUGAAGAAUCAGAAUUAUUAAAAGCUGAUUUAAGUUUAUUAACUGAACCAUCUGCGGUUAAUUUAGUUAGAACCAUUGCUCAAUAUCCUGAUAUUAUUAAAAAGGCUUUAAAGACUCAUGAACCUUCAACUGUUGUGACUUAUUUAUUCAAUUUAACUCAUAUUGUAUCUCAAUGUUAUGAUAUUUUAUGGGUUGCAGGUCAAGAGAAGGAACUUGCGUUAGCAAGAUUAGCCUUAUAUGCCAGUGCCAAACAAGUAUUAUAUAAUGGUAUGACUUUAUUAGGUUUAACUCCAGUAGAUAGAAUGUAG
Scheffersomyces coipomensis is the source of this 1812-nucleotide messenger RNA. Its product is annotated as arginine--tRNA ligase. NCBI's taxonomy places the organism in Eukaryota, Fungi, Ascomycota, Pichiomycetes, Serinales, Debaryomycetaceae. The transcript has a single exon. Gene Ontology annotation, biological process: mitochondrial translation; arginyl-tRNA aminoacylation. Gene Ontology annotation, molecular function: ATP binding; arginine-tRNA ligase activity. The record is from RefSeq and is a predicted model, not a curated record. Bases 1 to 1812 code for a protein of 603 amino acids. Gene Ontology annotation, cellular component: cytoplasm; mitochondrion.